GUUCGGUGCUGGCCUGCGGACGUCACACUGGGACGUUCGAGCGCCCCGCGACACAGCCAGUUGGAUACGGCCCCUCGGUGGGGACGGUUGGAAGGAGUUGUCCCUCCCGCGGAGGCGGUGUGCCGGGGGGAAGCCCGGAUUCCUUAGCCUGGGUCACAGAAGCCCUAUGGAUCAUGGAAGUGAGCACACUUUUGCUCCCUAGAAACGUUGAGGCCUUCCGUCACUCAGCAGUUAGAACUAAAGACUCUCAAAAGUUUCUGUCAUCGUCCCUGGCAGCGCAAAACAAAAAGGAAAUGUUUUUGUCAUCAUCUUCAGAUCCUGCAUGUUUUGAAGUGGAUAUCCAUGAAAUUUUAGAAAGUAUGUCAGAGUUGGAAGCAGUAGAUGUCAAUGGUCCUCAGGAUGCCUUCUGCUCAGACUCGCCCUUCUGUUUAGAAGCCAGCUCCAUCACUUCAGCUUUGCCUCAGAAUGAAAUAGAGGACGUUAAAAGGGAAAAUGAAACUAUACACACUCUCUCUGAAGAUAUUUAUAGCACACAGGACAGUUUGUUAGGUGAUAUCAACCUUGGUAAUUACACAGAGAGCAUGCAGAAUCAACCAGCUAACACUGGGGUUACUUCCUUGAGACAAUUUGAACCCAUCUGCAAAUUUCAUUGGAUAGAAGCGUUUAAUGAUGAAGUGACAUUCCAAGACCUGAAGGAGGCCUUUUCUUACUCCGAGAAGCUACAGUUGCAAAGCCAGGCGUACAACGAUACCGCAGAUAUCUGUGAAAAGCCAGAUCUGCUUCAGGAGGACAGUCCAGCAGAAACUAGCAUUUCUGAAAAUAAAGACCAGCUUGUCCACGAGCAUGUCAGGAUGUCUCCUAGAGGGAUGGCUCCUAACUACUACAGAGAAGAGGCUCAGCCAUUCAUGGAAAAGUCACUGGUGAGAAGCACCAUGGUAGACCUCUCCGUCAACGUUCAUCACCCCCAGAGACUUCAGAGUAAAGAAAAUGUCUUCCGAGGUGGUGAAAGCAUGUUUGUUAACGAGAACUGCCUGGCCCUGCUUGACCUGCGCGCUAACUGUAAAGCAGAGGAGCCUGAAGUGUCUUCAAAAGAAAUAUUGAAUUCUGGGGAGAUUUCUGAGAUGUCUGUUAGCAACCAUGAGGAAGUCACAGAAGAUGGUGUAGACAGCCUGGCCAUGCUCUCCCCUUGGUCUCCACCCGGCAUCUUCAAGAGCAGAUCUCAGGACCACUACAUGAUGCCUGCUGAGGAGCUAGGCUUGGGAAGCUCAGAGCCUCUGGAAGAGGACAUGGCUUUAAACGAAGCCUUGCAGAAGUUAAAACAGACUAAUAAAAAACAGGAAAUGCAGAUCCAAGACCUCCACGGUAGGAACUCGAACUUAGAAAACAGGGUUAAAGAACUACAGACAAAGGUCAGCAAACAGCAGGUAUUGGUUGACGUCAUAAAUAAACUAAAGGAGAACAUUGAGCAGUUAAUUGAUGACAAAUACAAUGUGAUCCUGGAGAAGAAUGAUAUCAAGAAGAAAUUUCAGGAUCUGCAAGAGGUUUCGGCUAGCACCAAAAAGCACCUUCAGGAAUCCAAGAAAGACAAGGAGACCCUCCAGCUCCAGGUUAAAAAGAUCAAGGUCCAUUACGUCCGUUUACAGGAAAGGUACAUCACCGAGAUACAGCAGAAAAACAGAUCGGUCAGCCAGUGCCUGGAGAUAGAGAAGACCUUAAGCAGGAAAGAUGAAGAGCUCCAGAGGCUGCAGCGACACAAGGGAGAGCUGGAGAAGGCCACCAGUUCUGCUCUGGACUUGCUGAAGAGGGAGAAGGAGAUCCGGGAACAAGAGUUCCUGUCUUUUCAGGAGGAAUCUCAGAGGCGGGAAAGGGAAAACCUGAAAGAAAGGCGGAAAUUGAAGUCAAGAGUUGAGAAGCUGGUCACUCAAGUGAAAAGCUUGCUGUUGACCUGUGAGAGUGAGAGGGCUAAAACUACAAAGCUCCAGCAGCAGGUCAAUGAGCUGCAGCAGGAGAAUGCAGAACUCCGGCAGCUGGUUGCAAGGGGGGAGCCGCAAACUUGCGCCCCUAACUUUGAGAUAAUUCAGUCAAAGGAGCAGCUGGAGGAAGUGAUGGAGCCAGAUGUCACCCAGGAUACAAAGGGGACACAUUCUAAUUUGUUCCUGAAUUGCUCAUCUUGUAAAGAAAACCUGCAACUUCAACCUAUGAAGAGAACUUCUCCACUGGCCUCUAGAAUUCACAGUCUUUUGGCCCUGACAAUAGGACUUCUCACAUGUCAGGAUCUCAACAUUCCUGAUGCUGAACACUGCCAAGAGAGUAAGAGAGCUAAUGAUGUAAUGCUGCAAAAAUUGAAGGACUUUCAGAAUAAAAAGAAAGAUUUAGAUAAAGAGCUAUUGAAACAUAAAAACAGAAUUGCAACUCUUAAAGAGUUAAUUGCUAAUGAAAAAGCACUUCAAGAUCACACUGUUGAGGUCACAGAUUUUGAUGCAGAAGAAGCCAGGAAUGCCAGAGAAGCUCCUAUGUUAUUGGCAGUCAAACUGGAUAAAUACCACAACCUAAAUGAGGAGCUUGAUUUCUUGAUCACAAAGCUGGGAGGCCUUCUGGAGAGCAAAGAAGACCACUACAGCAAACUCAUUGAGGAGAAUGACAAGUACCGGAGACAUGUAGGCAGCCUAAUAAAUAAGGUAACGUCAUAUGAAGAAAUUAUAAAAUGUGCUGACCAAAGACUUGAGAUAUCCCAUUCUCAAAUUGCACAUUUGGAAGAGAGAAAUAGACAUUUGGAAGAUUUAAUUAGAACGCCCAGAGAGAAAACCAGAAGGCCAAGACCAAGAUUAGAAAGUCGCCCGAAGUCCAUGACAUUGGUAGGUCAUCUUGAUGGCCACUGUAAAGAAUGUUCUGUUUCCAUGUGAACUGACAGUAAUACUUGAUUAAAUAUUCAUUCCUGA
Molecule: messenger RNA, 2939 nt
Organism: Psammomys obesus (fat sand rat)
Lineage: Eukaryota; Metazoa; Chordata; Mammalia; Rodentia; Muridae
Gene: Cage1
Product: cancer antigen 1
Source: RefSeq, a predicted model, not a curated record